AUGGGGAAAAGAGCCAAGAAACUUAAGGUUCUUGCAGGAGAAGGCUUCCGCAACAUUGGAGACCUGUUGCAAUCGCGGCCUAAACCCAAGAUGGCGGCGCAGCCGGACCUCGGACUUACCACCUCCAAGGAUGAGAUGCUGGAAACCUCAGAUGACAUCCCCUACCCAGGAGACCUUGACACUCCACUGCCAGAGGAAGACCUGUCAGCCCCUGUUAAUAAGGGCGCCUUUAAAGCCCUCCUCAUAAAUAUCAGGACACUCUUUAAUGCAGACCUGUCGUUCAUAUAG
Molecule: messenger RNA, 288 nt
Organism: Pelobates cultripes (western spadefoot toad)
Lineage: Eukaryota; Metazoa; Chordata; Amphibia; Anura; Pelobatidae
Source: the annotation of a GenBank genome assembly